Armigeres subalbatus is the source of this 1257-nucleotide messenger RNA. Its product is annotated as serine protease snake-like. The record is from RefSeq and is a predicted model, not a curated record. The transcript is spliced from 6 exons. Gene Ontology annotation, molecular function: serine-type endopeptidase activity. Lineage: Eukaryota; Metazoa; Arthropoda; Insecta; Diptera; Culicidae. Bases 166 to 1173 code for a protein of 335 amino acids. Gene Ontology annotation, biological process: proteolysis.
GCAACGCGCCUAUAACAUGCAUCGUUUGCUCUUCACUCAACUUGACUACCUAAAUACAUUUCAUAAAGAAUAUUAUCUCCGACCAUUCCACAAACCAGUCGUCCGUCAGCUUUGAGAUGCUACGGCGAUCGUCGCUAGCUGACUGAAUCUAUUUGAUCAGUUGUGAUGUUCAAUUCAAUGCUUCUCAAUGUUACCGGCAUCAUUGUCAUAGUGAUUAUUCUGUCCGAAUGCAUCGAAAGUAAUUUUAACGACAACUUCUACAAUGCAUCUUUGCUAAAUUUUUACAGAAGAACUGCAUUAAAUGACUUAUAUUCGGAGGAAGAAAAGUACAGCGUAGAUCACAGUAGAAAUCAACAACAAAACAAUGCUGGAGAAUUUUCACACAUGGCGUCAGUUGGAUGGAAUACUGGAGACAAAAUUCACUAUUUAUGUGCAGGAACACUUAUUUCAUCCAAGUUCGUUCUAACGGCGGCUCAUUGUAUGCUGAAUGGCGAUGGAAAACAACCUACUGUUGUUCGAUUAGGUGAUCCCAAUUUAGUUGGGGUUGGAAACGAUGCUCUAAGUCAAUUGAUCGGAAUACGUAAUUUUAGAAGGCACCCCAAAUAUCGCUCUAGUAGAAAAUAUUUUGAUAUCGCAAUCAUAGAACUGGAAACUGAAGCUAAAUUUGAUGGAGCAACGUGCCCCGCGUGCUUGUGGCCAGAAGAAGAUAUGCCUACCGAAAAAUUGCAUGCAAUAGGCAAUGGCGGGAUGGUUCAUAAGAAACGUCCGAACCCACUCUUGCAAAAAAUUGCAUUAUCGUACAUUGAUCGACCAACCUGCACUGAACAGCUCCCAGUUAGUACAAGAGCCCUACCCCAUGGAUUUUCCAAGGAGCAAUUUUGCGCCGGGAGUGACAAUGUGGAUACUUGUGAAGGAGAUUCAGGAGGGCCACUCCAAGUGGAGAGAGUUCUUAAAGAUGGAUCUGUUAUACCUCUUGUCGUUGGAAUAGUUUCGUUUGGAUCACCAUGCUCAUCGAACUCCAUAGGAGUUUACACACGUGUUGCAUCCUUUGUAGAUUGGAUAGAGGAAGAAACUGAACAGAAUUUCGAUUACACAACCUGUAGUAGUUCGCCGUUCUGCCUUAGGAGAAAAUGUGCGCACUCGAAAAAGGAAGAAUACUCCGUGCUAAAAUAAAUCUGAUUGAAAAUCAAAAAUUUGAAAAUUGAAAUUGAAAAUUUUACCUUCCAAUAAAUGUAAUGAACAUGUUUGAACAGUGCA